AUGUCCACGAGCACGGUGAAGAUAUGCGUGGUUGGACCGCAGGAGGGCGGCAAGACCCUUCUGUGCAAGCUCCUCGCCGAGCAGCUCCCGGCCGACCGCGGGUAUCACCCCACGAAAGGCUUGCGCAUCCAGGAGGUUGAGCGCACCGGUCCGGGCGGCAUCGCGGUCAACGUGCAGCUCCGCGACUGCUCCGGCGACUUCGAGGCCUACUCGCAGUGCUUCCCGGCGAUGGCGCUGGACAUGGACGGGCUCAUCGUGGUGUACGAUCCGGACGAGGAGGGGAAGGAGCCCGAGCUCGAGCGAUGGCACGAAGCCUUCUCCACCGUCGGGGAUGCGCGGUUGGACCCGAGCCAGUGCCUGGUGUUGGGCAUCCACCGCGGUCGCGGCGGCGAGGGCGCGCCGCCCAAGUUUCCAAUCUCCGGGAAGCUCACGAAGCUGCCCAACGCGGUGGUCGAGGUGAGCGGUGACGACGUCGUCGGGAGCGCGCGGAGGGUCGGCGUCGAGGUGGACAGGUGCGUGCAACACGCGGUGACGCGCAAGCGCGAGGCGGAGGAGAACCGGCUGUUGGGAUGA
Molecule: messenger RNA, 573 nt
Organism: Micromonas commoda
Lineage: Eukaryota; Viridiplantae; Chlorophyta; Mamiellophyceae; Mamiellales; Mamiellaceae
Exons: 1
Coding region: 1-573 (190 amino acids)
Source: RefSeq, a predicted model, not a curated record